AGGACAGAGGGACUGCAGUGCAGCAUGUUGCUUCUGGUCUAUACAGAGGUAAUGAAGUGAAUUGCGUCAGUGGCGCACGCAGGGUAGGCUUGAAAUGCGCCUGAUCUGGCCAGGCGGAUGAAAGUAGAGGCGCACUGUGGGGAGAGAGGAAAAAGUUCUCAACAAGGAGAGGCAGGACUACUCUUACGGAGCCCCUGCAGUCUCACUUUUUAUGCCUCUAAAACACUUUCCCUGCCAUCCUUUUGCAUUUUUUGCUCAGCAACGACGCUUUUACGUUUCCCAGAGAGAAUUUCUACUUUUUCUUUUUUUUUUUUCUUUUUUUUUUUUUUUUUUGACUUAAGUGAAAGCACCAGCACCAUGGAGCUGCUCUGCCUCGAAAUGGACACCAUCAUACGAGCUCGUCCCGAUCCGAACCUCCUGUGCGAUGACAGAGUCCUGCAGAGCUUGUUGACCAUAGAGGAGAGAUUUCUACCGCAAUAUUCCUAUUUUAAAGGCGUCCAGAAAGAUAUUCAGCCCUUUAUGAGGAGGAUGGUCGCGACUUGGAUGUUGGAGGUUUGUGAGGAGCAGAAGUGCGAGGAAGAAGUUUUUCCCCUGGCCAUGAACUACUUAGACAGAUUUUUAGCCGUGGUACCCACCAAAAAGUGUAACCUGCAGCUGCUGGGAGCAGUGUGCAUGUUUCUUGCAUCCAAAUUGAAAGAGACUCGUCCAUUAACCGCAGAGAAGCUUUGCAUCUACACAGAUAACUCCAUCAGACCACAAGAGCUGCUGGAAUGGGAACUGGUGGUGUUGGGGAAGUUGAAGUGGAACUUGGCAGCAGUAACGCCGAACGACUUCAUCGAGCACAUUGUGAGGAGGCUGCCGCUGCCCGAGGAUAAGCUGGCACUUAUACGCAAACAUGUCCAGACCUUCAUCGCCCUCUGUGCCACAGAUUUCAGAUUCGCCAUGUACCCUCCCUCCAUGAUUGCCACAGGAAGUGUGGGGGCAGCAAUCUGCGGCCUACAACUGGAUUCAGCUGACCAGUCACAGUGGGGCGACAGCCUGACAGACCUGCUGGCCAAAAUCACAAACACAGAAGUGGAUGUUCUCAAAGAGUGCCAGGAGCAGAUUGAGCGCGUGUUGGUGAGCAGCCUGCGCGAGGGGCGACAGCAGCAGCAGCAGCAACAGCAGACACAGAGAGGCCCCAGCGGGAAAGGCCUGGACGAGCUGGAUCAAUCCUCCACCCCGACAGACGUCCGCGAUGUCAACUUGUGAACCACCAGAGGGCGUCGUUGCACAGGAUUUACAACAACAAAAAUCAUCAUGAAAAAAACCCCUCAAUUUUGUUAAAAGCAGAAAAAAAAGAACAAAAGAACAAAAAAUGUUAAAAACACAAGCCCUUUAAAAGAAAAAGAACAAUGCUUGCUAGUUUUUUAUUUGUAGAUUUUCUGUUCUUCAAGUCCAAAACACCUACCCACGAAAUAGAUUUUCUGUGAUGUUCUUGUCUAAAAGCAACGCAUUUGAUACAAGAUGAAGCUCUGUGGUGCCUUGGAUAUACAGAAGGGAAGCCAAUCAUAUUUGCAUUCUGCCUUUGAUUGUAUAGUAUGAUCUUUAAGUUAUAUUUUAACCAUAGCUUGAUAAUGAGGCUCUUAUGUUAGAAGUUGUGGAAACCAUUCAGAAAACUGCAUACAUGGGAUCACAGUGGGGCUUAAGUUUUUUUUUCUGUUUUGUUUAAUAUGAGUAUUAUCACUAUUACAUUCGUGGUUGGUGUAAGAGAGGACGAGAUCUCCCAUCAGAAGAGACAGACAGAAGAAGCCGUGAGAACAUUAUGCUAAAAGUUGGUGGGUCCCAAUUCCAGGGAACAGGCAGGAUGAUAAUAAUUAUUGGUAGUAUUAGUAAUUAUUAUAAUUAAUAUUAUUAUUGGACAUAUUUUUGGAACUCAGUAGUAGAGAUCAAUAAGCUCCUUUUGUCAGGCUGCUUGUGUGCGUCAGUGUUGGGGUGCAGUCUGCAAGCGUGUGUGUUUGUAUGUGAGUAUGCCAGUUUGCAUGCAUGCCUGUAUGUGUGUUUGUGUGUGUGUGGUGUGUGUGGUGUAUGAAUGCUUCAUGUGAUCCUGUAUCUAUAUUAGCAGUGUGCAUUCGAGGGUGUGAGGCAGUCGUAGAUUUACGGUUCUUUGUUAAAAGACGACGGGGCGAGCGAAGGUUACACACACUUUGUCCGUCAAUAUAACAGGGCAUCUAUGCGAUAUCACUGCCUUCAUGCAUUAACAAUGUGUCAUGGUUCAUUGUUGGCCAACAAUAAACUAUGACCGAGACAGAGAAAGACUUAGUGAAGGAGGACAUGGGCGAAGGGGCCGUCACAUAGAGCCCCUUUAUCUGUCUAAGAGCAUUUUUCCUGAGGUGUCUCGCCUCACACUCAGAGGUCAUGUGAGGUGUUUGUUUAUUACUGCCAUUCUGUUAAUGAAAUAUUACAGAUACUUCAUUCUUUUUCACGUUGUUACAAUAUGGUGUUUCUUAAGUUGUGAAAGGCUGCUUUGAGUCUGGAGAGUACUAAUGACCUCCCAUAUGUGCAGUGUGUAUGGCACAUGUGCAAACAAGAGAGGACGAUGUCUUGGAAGAAAGUAAGGCUGGAGGAUGUCGGACUCCUCCAUGUUAAUUAGCAGGGAGGGAACAGGGUGUGGCGUGAGAAGACUUAGAAAGAGAGGGACAGUUUGCAACUAAGAAGUCACUGUGGAACUGUGGAAGGCACAUGAGUGCACAGCACAGGAUGGUAAGACAGAGAGGAUUUUAGUGGUGCAGGAGCAUGCUGCUGUGUGGAGGAUUUACAGCCCGUGGCUGGAAGAUGAUAACGAACAAAAGAUGCCCAAAAGCCUCACGAUGAAACUUUGAUAUCUGCAUAUUUGGAUGGAAUCAACAUUCAUUUCACAUAAUGGAUGUCUACACCGACUCAGCUAAGUGAACUAAAACGUUCGGGGUUUCCAUUUGCAUGGAAAUGAAAUGAGGAACUAAGACUGUACGCUGCCAGAUCAUGUGAGGAUGAACUUUUUUUGGG
Molecule: messenger RNA, 3024 nt
Organism: Epinephelus fuscoguttatus (brown-marbled grouper)
Lineage: Eukaryota; Metazoa; Chordata; Actinopteri; Perciformes; Serranidae
Gene: ccnd2a
Product: cyclin D2, a
Exons: 5
Coding region: 118-1251 (377 amino acids)
Biological process (GO): regulation of cyclin-dependent protein serine/threonine kinase activity; positive regulation of G1/S transition of mitotic cell cycle; mitotic cell cycle phase transition
Cellular component (GO): cyclin-dependent protein kinase holoenzyme complex; cytoplasm; nucleus
Molecular function (GO): cyclin-dependent protein serine/threonine kinase regulator activity
Source: RefSeq, a predicted model, not a curated record